UGCGCGCGCACGCGUGGUGUGUCACUGGGCGGGGCGAGCGCUGCGCGGAGUUCCCGGCCUGGCGUUCUGGCUCCGCAGCCCCCUGCCGCCUACCCUGCACCGGCCCGGCCCGGCCCCAUGUACCGCGCGCUGUACGCGUUCCGCUCGGCGGAGCCCAACGCGCUGGCGUUCGCCGCGGGCGAGACCUUCCUGGUGCUGGAGCGCAGCAGCGCGCAUUGGUGGCUGGCGGCGCGGGCGCGCAGUGGUGAGACCGGCUACGUGCCGCCCGCCUACCUGCGCCGCCUGCAGGGCCUGGAGCAGGAUGUCCUGCAGGCCAUUGACCGGGCCAUCGAGGCUGUGCACAACACAGCUAUGCAGGAUGGUGGCAAAUACAGCCUAGAACAGCGCGGAGUUCUCCAGAAGUUGAUCCACCAGCGGAAAGAGACCCUGUCUCGCAGAGGCCCCUCAGCUUCCAGUGCUGCAGCAAUGACCCCAUCCACCAGUGACCACCAUUUGGAUGCUGCUGCCGCCAGGCAGCCCAAUGGAGUGUGUCGAGCUGGGUUCGAGCGGCAGCACAGCUUGCCCAGCUCUGAGCAUCUUGGUGCAGAUGGAGGCUUCUACCAGAUCCCACCACAGCCUCGCCGGGCAGCGCCUGCCACACCUCCCCCGCCUGUGAAACGCAGAGACCGAGAGGCCCUGGUGGCCUCGGGGAGUGGCGGCCACAACAGCAUGCCUUCCAGGGGGAGCUCCGUGUCCAGCGGCUCCUCAGUCAGCAGCACCUCCCUGGACACGCUCUAUACCCACUCCAGCCCGUCUGAGCUGGGCUCCAGCUGCUCACCCACACCCCCUCCUGUGCCCCGCCGGAGCACCCACACCACUGUGUCCCAAGCCCAGCCCCCUCCUUCCAAGGAACCAGACCCUGAACCCCCUGCAGAAGAAGUGGCAGUUGGCACAACCUCAGCCUCUGAUGAUUUAGAGGCCCUGGAUGCACUGAGCCUGGGGACCACAGAGGAAAAGGCAGUGGCUGAGACAGCUGUGCCAAGGACCAUUGGGGCAGAGCUGAUGGAGCUUGUGCGGCGAAACACCGGCCUGAGCCAUGAAUUAUGCCGUGUGGCCAUUGGUGUCGUGGUGGGUCACAUCCAGGCCUCCGUGCCAGCCACCGCACCUAUCAUGGAGCAGGUCCUCCUCUCGCUGGUGGAGGGCAAGGACCUGAGCACAGCCCUGCCCUCAGGGCAGGUCUGCCAUGACCAGCAGAGGCUGGAGGUGAUCUUCGCAGACCUGGCUCGGCACAAGGAUGACGCCCAGCAGCGCAGCUGGGCCCUAUAUGAGGACGAGGGCGUCAUCCGCUGCUACCUGGAGGAGCUGCUGCAUAUUCUGACUGAUGCAGACCCUGAAGUUUGCAAGAAAAUGUGCAAGAGAAAUGAGUUCGAGUCUGUCCUGGCCUUGGUGGCCUAUUACCAAAUGGAGCACCGAGCAUCACUGCGGCUGCUGCUCCUCAAGUGCUUUGGUGCCAUGUGCAGCCUGGAUGCAGCCAUCAUCUCCACACUCGUGUCAUCUGUGCUGCCAGUAGAGCUGGCACGGGACAUGCAGACGGACACACAGGACCACCAGAAACUCUGUUACUCUGCCCUUGUCCUGGCCAUGGUCUUCUCCAUGGGGGAGGCAGUGCCGUAUGCACACUACGAACACCUGGGCACACCCUUCGCCCAGUUCUUGCUGAGCGUCGUUGAGGAUGGGCUGCCCUUGGACACCACGGAGCAGCUGCCAGACCUCUGCGUGAACCUGCUUCUGGCUCUCAACCUGCACCUGCCAGCCCCUGAUCAGAAUGUCAUUAUGGCCGCCCUGAGCAAACAUACCAAUGUCAAGAUCUUCUCUGAGAAGCUGCUGUUGCUCCUGAACAGAGGGGAUGACCCUGUGCGCAUCUUCAAACAUGAGCCACAGCCGCCACACUCUGUCCUCAAGUUCCUGCAGGACGUGUUCGGCAGCGCCACCACAGCUGCCAUCUUCUACCACACAGACAUGAUGGCGCUCAUUGACAUCACUGUGCGGCACAUCGCAGACCUGUCCCCUGGAGACAAGCUGCGCAUGGAAUACCUCUCCCUGAUGCAUGCCGUGGUCCGCUCCACGCCCUACCUACAGCACCGCCACCGGCUGCCCGACCUGCAGGCCACACUGCGACGCAUCCUGGCUGAGGAGGAGGCUUCGCCCCAGUGCCAGAUGGACCGCAUGAUUGUUCGAGAGAUGUGCAAGGAAUUCCCUGUGCUAGGGGAGGCCCCCAGCUAGCACUUUCCUUUCCUCCCUUCCCUGCAGCCCCAGUCAGGGUGCAGGGGACUUGGGGCUUGGCCCUAAGAACGUUUUGCACUGACAGUGAGGGGGUAAGGUGGAAGAAGGGACCUGAGCAGGGCCCCCCACCUGAAGUAGACCUUAGGUAAGGGGCCAAGUGUAGGAUUGGGGACCACAGUCUGGGAGCUGUCCUGGGGCAGGGGGAUAUGCAAGAUGAAGCCCCUCUAUCCCCAUAUAGGCUGCCUCUUCAGCAUGCCCCCUUCCCCCACACCCACGUGCACACUUGGAGUACUGCUGCUGCUGCUCCAGGCUGGGCCGCAGUCCCCAUCCCCACCCCACCUGGUUUGUGUCCUGGGCCUGAGCAAGCCAUGUCCUUGGGGUGAGGGAGGCGUCUCCCACCAGCUCUGUUCUUGCCUUAGCUUUGCAGUGAGUGCUGCUCAUGUGCUCCCCCUGCCCCCACGGGCUCACUCCCACCCCAGAGGCCUUGGCCAAGCUGCUGCUUUGAAAGCGGGAUCUUGGAGACAGGCCAUCCAUCCUGGAGCCUCACAGAACAGGAUGAUGGCGCUGAAAAAGCCAACGAUGGAAUCUAUUUUCUCUGUAAAAAUGUAGACUGAAAAGCCAUGUGUAUUUUCCUAUGUGCUGCAGCUCUCCUUUGGAAAUAAAUCACGGACGUCUGGAAA
Molecule: messenger RNA, 2942 nt
Organism: Microcebus murinus (gray mouse lemur)
Lineage: Eukaryota; Metazoa; Chordata; Mammalia; Primates; Cheirogaleidae
Gene: NCKIPSD
Product: NCK interacting protein with SH3 domain
Biological process (GO): endocytosis
Molecular function (GO): Arp2/3 complex binding; protein binding
Source: RefSeq, a predicted model, not a curated record